Molecule: messenger RNA, 2408 nt
Organism: Solanum dulcamara
Lineage: Eukaryota; Viridiplantae; Streptophyta; Magnoliopsida; Solanales; Solanaceae
Product: probable galacturonosyltransferase 15
Exons: 7
Coding region: 485-2131 (548 amino acids)
Molecular function (GO): polygalacturonate 4-alpha-galacturonosyltransferase activity
Source: RefSeq, a predicted model, not a curated record
UAUCACCAUCUUUAAUCCAUCUAAUUUCCCCUCAGCAUUUAACGCGGCUAUGAGUUUUGGCUUUUCGGCUUUGUCCGUCCCUACCUUCGUUUCCCUGCGUCUUCAUUACACAGCCAAAAGAGUGAUCUUCAGUCAAACUAUAUCUAGAAAAUAAUACAACCUUCAUUAUUAAGCUGCUCAAGAUAUCAAAGAGAGAUCAGAUACUGUUUCAAGGUUUUGUGGCUUUUGGAUCAUUUCUUCGGAGUCAAUCACUGAUUUGAAAUAUUUUUGAUAUUGAAUUGGCUAAGGCUUUGUUGAUGAUUGCUUUUCAAUUUGAAAUUUUAGCUAUCUCUAACUGUGUGCGCGCGUGAAUUUUGUGGAAGCAGAGGAUGAUUGUGCAAUGAAUGAGCUAUCGAGCAACCGGAUCUGAAGCUGGAAACGAGAAUAAAUGAGAGUUUUUGUUUGGAAGAAGAAGAGGAAACUGAAGUUUUUUGGUAUUGAUUAGAUGAUGAAGUUCUACAUAUCGGCGACGGGGAUUAAAAAACUGACUAUAUCGAGUUCCGCCGCUGUCACUAGCGGCAGAGGUGGCGUAGGAUUGCCGGUUGGUAUGAAAGGGAAGGGAUCGCCGCCGGUGACUCGCCGGAUAUCUCACCGGACGUUGUUAUUAACGGCCGUUUUGGUUGUCGGUUUACUUUUAUCCUUACUGUUUUUCAGAAUUACCUUUAUCAUGCUCGAAUCUGCCGCUUUUUGCUCUUACCCUAUCGGUUGUCUAGGAUGGAGGAUUUUCGGCGGGAGUGACUCAACUCUGCUCAGAGAAGAGUUGAUGCGGGCAUUGCUGGAAGCAACAAAUGAUGGUGACAAUGGAAUAGUAGGUAUAGAAAGUUCAACUACGUUACCAUCCUCAUUCAAUGAUCUUGUGAAGGACAUGACUUCAAAUGGACAAGACAUCAAGGCUUUUGCUUUCAAAACUAAAGCUAUGAUAAUGAAGAUGGAGCAAAUGGUAGAAUCAGCUAGGCAACGUGAGUCUAUUUUCUGGCAUUUAGCUUCUCACGGUGUACCAAAGGGCAUACAUUGUCUAUCCCUCAAGUUAGCUGAAGAAUAUGCUGAAAAUGCUGCUGCACGUUCUCGCUUGCCUUCCCCCCAAUAUGUCUCCCACCUCACUGACCCUUCCUUCCAUCAUGUAGUUCUUUUAACGGACAACGUACUUGCUGCAUCUGUCGUAGUUUCCUCGGCCAUUAAAAGCUCAAGUAUCCCAGAAAGAUUGGUGUUUCACAUAGUUACUGACAAGAAGACAUACACUGCGAUGCAUGCAUGGUUUGCUGUAAACUCUAUUAAUUCUGCUGUCCUGGAAGUAAGAGGAUUGCAUCAGUAUGAUUGGUCUCAUGAGGUGAAUAUCGGGAUUAAGGAGAUGAUAGAGAUUCAUCGAUUGAUCUGUAGUCACAAGCUUGACAGCAUGAAAAAGGAAAAUAUUGCGGACAACUAUGAACAUGAAAAAGAUUUACAGCAUCUACGGCCUAGCUGUACAUCCCUCUUGAAUCAUCUGCGCAUCUAUAUCCCCGAGCUUUUCCCAGAUCUGAACAAGAUUGUAUUUUUGGACGAUGAUACUGUAGUACAGCAUGAUUUAUCAUCUCUGUGGGAACUAGAUCUCAACGGGAAAGUUGUUGGUGCAGCUUUUGACUCAGGCUGUGGAGAUGACUGUUGCCCUGGAAGAAAGUACAAGGAUUACUUUAAUUUUACGAGUCCUAUUAUAUCAUCUAAGUUGGAUUAUGAUCGUUGCGGAUGGCUUUAUGGAAUGAAUGUCUUUGAUCUCCACGCUUGGAGGAAGACUAGCAUCACUGCAAUUUACCAUCACUGGCUUAAACUUAGCUUAAACUCUGGUUUUGAAUUGUGGAAUCCUGGAGCACUUCCACCCUCUCUAAUUGCUUUUGAGGGUCAUGUACACCGGAUUGAUCCUUCUUGGCACAUUGCUGGUUUAGGUUAUCGAUCCAUUAUGAAUGUCACAGAAUCUGUACUGGAAGAUGGAGCAGUUGUACAUUUCAGUGGACCAGCCAAGCCAUGGCUUGAGAUUGGGGCCCCUGAGAUACGAAGCUUGUGGAGCCGCCAUGUAAAUAUGUCAAAUGAAUUCAUUAGGAAAUGCGGAAUCAUGGAGUGAAUGAUUAAGGGGACAAAGUCUCACUCUCUGCAUGAAAUUCAUCAGAAUUUAGCCUUCAUAUAUAUUCUGAGUUGGAGGGAAGAAGGUAUAGCCUUCAGUCUCCAAUCAGACCACACUGUAGUCUCCCUGUAUAGAUUAGAAGCUAGCAGGCCAUAUAUUACUCAUACAAGAUGUUUGACAACCUUCGUGAUGCAAUAGGUUUAUAGGUGUAGGUAUUGUAAAAGUCUUUUUCCACAUUUCCUUAAAUAUAUAUCUAUAUAAUAAUAUCUUAAUUCUA